Molecule: messenger RNA, 370 nt
Organism: Dimorphilus gyrociliatus
Lineage: Eukaryota; Metazoa; Annelida; Polychaeta; Dinophilidae
Source: the annotation of a GenBank genome assembly
AAUGGCCACUAAAUAUUUGGCUCAAAUUGUCUUCAAUGGUACUCAAGUUGUUGGUCGAGCCUUUCUACGGUCAAUUAGACAGGAGAUAGAGGCUUCUCAAAGAGCUGCCAAAGCUCGAGCUAAAACUUCCCCAAUUAGUAAAGAAUCUGGUGACACAGUAACAGGAAUAACUAUCCAAGAAGCUCUACAAGUGCUAAACGUAAAGGAUAUUAAAGAUGUAGAAGGAAUAAACAAAAACUAUAAACACUUAUUCGAUAUAAAUUCCAAAACAAGAGGUGGUUCUCUAUACCUUCAAUCAAAAGUCGUACGAGCAAAAGAACGUAUUUUUCAAGAAAUUGCAAAAGUUAAACCUGAAUUAGAAAAAAGUUAA